AUGUGUGUCGACGUGAUCUUAUACGAGUGUGGGGAUUACCGAUGGCACCAGCGUGUAGGGCCAUGCUCACACUCGAUUUCUGAGGGCACAUGCAGCCGGCAGCUGAUCUACGAGAUCGUCACGAGGGACCGGCCAUGCGCGAAAUGCGUGACUAUCGAACGGAAUGAGAGCUAUCUACGUGUAAAGGAAGAACAGCUCCGCCGCUUCAAGGAACAGGCAGCGGAUAAAACUCGCCGUGUUCUUACAAGUGAGCAGACCGCGGCUUUGCAUACGAUGCUUGCUAAAUUCGAGAAUGCUAUUUCCGAGCAGAGGUCCCAGCUUGAAAAUGCCCGCAUCGAGCGUCAGAAAUCUUUAAUGGGGUCCGAGGGCACUGAACUCGGUCGUGGCAUCCAGGUGUUGUCAAUUGUGAAGUUUGGAGUUGAAGAGAUGCGGGCAGUUCUGAUGUCGGAUAAUGACUGA
Molecule: messenger RNA, 459 nt
Organism: Amorphotheca resinae ATCC 22711
Lineage: Eukaryota; Fungi; Ascomycota; Leotiomycetes; Helotiales; Amorphothecaceae
Exons: 1
Coding region: 1-459 (152 amino acids)
Source: RefSeq, a predicted model, not a curated record